Messenger RNA from Sporothrix brasiliensis 5110, 333 nucleotides. Its product is annotated as large subunit ribosomal protein LP1. Gene Ontology annotation, cellular component: ribosome; cytosolic large ribosomal subunit. The record is from RefSeq and is a predicted model, not a curated record. Bases 1 to 333 code for a protein of 110 amino acids. Gene Ontology annotation, molecular function: structural constituent of ribosome; protein kinase activator activity; ribonucleoprotein complex binding. NCBI's taxonomy places the organism in Eukaryota, Fungi, Ascomycota, Sordariomycetes, Ophiostomatales, Ophiostomataceae. Gene Ontology annotation, biological process: translational elongation; cytoplasmic translation. The transcript is spliced from 4 exons.
AUGUCUACCGCUGAGCUUGCUACGUCCUACGCGGCGCUGAUCCUGGCCGACGACAACGUCGAGAUCACGGCCGACAAGAUCAACACCCUCAUCAAGGCCGCCGGUGUCCAGGAGGUUGAGCCCAUCUGGGCCCAGCUGUUCGCCAAGGCUCUUGAGGGCAAGGAGGUCAAGGACCUGCUGUCCAACGUUGGCUCCGGUGGCGGCGCUGCCGCCCCGGCUGCUGGCGGUGCUGCCGGCGGUGCUGCCGCCGCUGCCGAGGAGACCAAGGAGGAGGAGAAGGUUGAGGAGAAGGAGGAGUCCGACGACGACAUGGGCUUCGGUCUGUUCGACUAA